UGACGUAGCGCGCAGUCGCCGGGAGAAGUUUUGAAAAUAAACGUGAUACACUUUUUUUUAUUUUUUUAAAUAUUUUUGAUAAACGUUUCGUAACAGCCGUGUUUCAUUUUGCAACUUUCCGGUUGAAAAUAAAUUGUUUUUCAAUUUCUUCAACGCGAGAAGUGAGAAUAAACACCGUAGAAGAAGAAGAAGCAGAAACAGAAGAAGAAGAAGAAGAAGAAGCAGCUCUUCUUCUUCUUCUUCUGCAGGUGAGCGUGUCACGUUUAAAAACACCGCUAACGAGCUAGCUGGAGUCUGACACGCUGCGUGGUCGCUCCUUAACUUAACUUAACGUAACUUAACUUAACUUAACUGAACUUAACUGAACUUAACGGAGUCCAGGGGGACCACGUGAGCACCGACAUCAAACACGAGUGAAGCGGCGCAAGGCAACCAUGUCGUCCCCAGAAGAAGAAGCGUCCUCUGCCGUGUCGGCUGCUCUGUCCUCUGCGCUGUCGGCGGCCGUGUCGGCUGCCAUGGCGGUUGCCAUGUCGGUGGACUCGAAGGCCGACCUCGCCACGCUCCUCGACGAAUGGGAGGAGACGCAGCAGGGAACCACGGAGCAGCUGGUGUCCAUUCUCACUAAGAUCUCUGAGCUGAUUGAACGUGAAACAGGAGAAUAUCACAAAGCGGAUCCUGAUCCCUUUGAUGACCGUCAUCCAGGACGAGCAGACCCAGACUGCAUGCUGGGACAACUCCUGAAGAUGCUCUUCAUGAAUGACGAAUUCACUAAUGCGCUGAUGGACACGUACAUCAUGACCAGCGGGGAGCUGAGCCUCAACACGGCCGCCUGUCGGCUGCUGCAGAACAUCGUGCCGGGUCUGGAGACCGCCGUCGUCUUCCAGGAGAAGGAAGGUCUGGUGGAGAAGUUGUUCAGCUGGGCCCGCGAGGCGGUGCGACCGCUGAGCGUCUUCGCCACGGGGCUGCUGGCCAGAGCCAUGAGCAACCAGGAAGUGGCGGCCAGCUACAGAGAGGAGAACGCUCAGCUGGUGCCGAUCAUGAUUCAACGCCUGCAUGAGCUGCAGACCGAAGAGGCCAAGACGCCUCAGAAUCUACCUCAGGACUCUCAGGUCGAAGCUGCCCAAACCUCCCGGACAGAGGGGGAGGACAUGGUGGAGGAGGGGGAGAGGAGAGAGAGAGACGGAGAGAGCAGCAGGACAUCGUCAAAAACCAAAGCUUUGUCUCGUUCGGCCCAGAAAAACGGCUCGACGCGACUUCUCCCGGACUUUGUUUACCAGACGAGGCCGGCCUCCUCCAGGGAGACGGAGGAGAGGCAGGAGGGAGACGAAGGGGGAGGAGGGAGGAGACCGGCGGUGACGGAGAACGGGAGGAAGGCCAAGCAGAAACUGGAGGAGGAGAGAAGCUCCUGGUCGGAGAUGAGCUCCAUGGUGAUCGGCUCCGACUACCAGCUGUCCCCUCUGAGCCCGGCCACGGAGCAGAGGCUCAUCCUGCAGUACCUGACGCCGCUCGGAGAUUACCAGGAGCUGCUCGCCGUCUUCAUGCAGCUGGACACCCGCUCACUGCUGAUGAACUACAUCGACCUCAGGCAGACCAAGAAUGUCCAGCUCAUCUUUGACGCCCUCCUGUAUCUGGCCUCGUUGCUCCUCCAUAAGAAGUUUGCAGCAGAGUUCAUCGCUCACGGAGGAGUCCAGAAGCUCCUCAGGAUCCCGAGGCCUUCGAUGGCGGCGACCGGAGUCUCACUCUGCCUGUAUUACCUGGCGUACAAUCAGGACGCUUUGGAGAGGGUGUGCACGCUGCCGGACGGCGUGCUGUCUGACGUGGUGUCCUACGCUCUCUGGCUGCUGGAGUCGUCCCACGCGUCGGGCGUCUGCCACGCCACCAUGUUCUUCUCCAUCGCCUUCUCCUUCAGAGCCGUGCUGCAGCUCUUCGACCAGCAGGACGGCCUGCGACGGCUGGUCAACCUGGUCAGCACUUUGGAGAUCCUGAACACACAGAGCGAGGUGUCCAUAAUGAGCGAUGACCAGGUCUUUGCCAACCGACAGACGGCCAAACACACCUGUAUGGCCCUGCGCAGAUACUUUGAGGCUCAGCUGGCAGUGAAGGCCGAACAGGUGAAACAGUCUCUGCACACGUCGGACGAAGGAACCAUCGUUCCACAGCAGCCGUUUUAUAAGGCGUACACGUACACCAGAGAGCAGGUGAUCGAGAUGAUGGAGUUCCUCAGCGAGUGUGGACCUCCUCAGCUUUACUGGGAACCAGUAGAAGUUUUCUACAAACUGUCCUGCGUCCCUUUAAUGCUGCAGCUCAUAUCGGCCGCCUGUGACUGGAGGACCUACUACGGCAGGAGUGACACGGUGCGUUAUGUCUUGGACAUCCUGGCCAUGCUGGUGGUGGUGCCUAAGGUCCAGUUGGUGCUGGCGGACACUGUGGAGGUUCAGGAUGAAACCAGGUCGUCCGUCUCCACCGUGGGUAUGAGCAUCAUUCUGGGCGUCCUGGAGGGCGAGGUGUUUGUCAAUGACGCCGAGAUCCAGAAGUCUGCACUACAAGUGAUCAAUAACUGUGUGUGCGCUCCGGACCAGAGCCUGAACACUGUGGGUUUUGCUGUGGCCCCCCUCCGGCCGUCGCUGCCCCCAGCAGCCCCCCGCCCCCACAACAGAGUGCUGGCCCACAUGUGGCAACUGGUGCAGAACAACAACGGUAUAAAGGUGCUUCUGUCCCUGCUGUCGGUGAAGAUGCCCAUCACGGAUGCAGACCUGAUCCGAGCUCUGGCCUGUAAGGCUCUGGUCGGACUCUCUCGAAGCUCAGCGAUCAGACAGAUCAUCAGCAAACUGCCGCUCUUCACCAGCAGCCACAUUCAACAGCUGAUGAAGGAACCGGUUCUUCAGGACAAACGGAGCGAGCACGUCCGUUUCUGCCGGUACGCCGCCGAGCUGACGGAGCGGGUGUCGGGGAAGCCCCUCCUCAUGGGCUCCGACGUCUCAUUGGCUCGUCUGCAGAGGGCCAACGUGGUCGCCCAAUCACGCAUCACCUUCUCCGAGAGGGAGCUCUUCAUGCUGAUCAGGAACCACCUGGUGGCCAAAGGCCUCCACGACACGGCCAACACGCUCGUUAAAGAGGCCAAUUUAUCCGUUGGAGCCCUCUGUCCGAACUCCUCCUCCUGUAUCACCCCUCCUCCUCUCCCCUCCUCCUCCACCUCCUCCACCCCAAUGAUUCCCAGGACUUGCCGGUUAGCCGGUGGGAUCGCCGCUCGCGUCGCCAGCCAUGUUGGCUCGUCUCCUCUGUCCUCGGUUGCCUCCUCUUCCUCUCGCUCCCUCGUCAAUCCUCACCCCUCGUGCUCCUCUUCGUCCACAACCCCCCUCCUUCCUCCUCCUCAUCCUCAUCCAGCGUCUCAGGGAUCACAUCCGGUUGGUCGGAUUUUGUUCACUCGUGAACGUCCGGCGGCUCAUUGCAACUCAGGAAAAAAGCUCCGGGCGCUGAAACAGAAGUCUGACCACGGUGCUUUCAUACAGACUCCGGCCAUGAAGAAGCAGCUGGAGCGCCACCUCCCCCUCCCCCCGACCCUCGACAGCAUCAUCACCGAGUACCUGAGGGAGCAGCACGCCCGCUGCCCGAACCCCGUCACCACCUGCCCCCCCUUCUCCCUGUUCACCCCCCACCGCUGCCCCGAGCCCAAGCAGAGGAGGCAGGCCUCGCCCAACUUCACCGCCCGCCUGGGCAGCCGGGUUCUGUACCCGAAGUACGGAGGCGUGGACCGAGGCUGCCUGGACCGACACCUGAUAUUCAGCAGGUUUCGUCCGAUGUCGGUCUUCCACGAGGGCGACGGAGACGAGAGCGGUUUCACCUGCUGUGCCUUUUCGGCCCGCGAGCGUUUCCUGAUGCUGGGAACCUGCUCGGGUCACCUCAAGUUCUACAAUGUCUUCUCCGGAGAGGAGGAGGCCAACUACACCUGCCACUCUUCAGCCAUCACUCACCUCGAACCCUCCAGGGAUGGGAAGCUGCUGCUCACCUCUGCUUCCUGGAGCGUCCCCUUAUCUGCCCUCUGGAGCAUGGACGGUGUCUUCAGCUUGAAGAACUCGUUUGUAAACGACCACUACGUGGAGUUCAGUAAACACUGUCAGGACAGAGUCAUCGGCACCGAGGACCAAGUCGCACACAUCUACGACAUCCAGACGGGUCAGAAGACGGUGACCCUGAACGACGCCGCCCUGGCCAACAACUACAAGAGGAACUGUGCCACCUUCAACCCGACGGACGACCUGGUGCUGAACGACGGCGUGCUGUGGGACGUUCGGGCGUCGCGGGCCAUCCACAAGUUCGACAAGUUCAACAUGAACAUCAGCGGCGUUUUCCACCCGAACGGCCUGGAGGUCAUCGUCAACACGGAGGUCUGGGACCUGAGGACCUUCCACCUCCUGCACACUGUCCCAGCUCUGGACCAGUGCAGACUGGUCUUCAACAGCAACGCCACCAUCAUGUAUGGAGCCAUGCUGCAGGCCGAUGAUGAGGACGACGCCAUGGACCAGCAGAUGAAGAGUCCCUUCGGCUCGUCCUUCAGAACCUUCGAUGCUACGGACUACAAGCCCAUUGCCACCGUGGACGUAAAGAGGAACAUCUUUGACCUUUGCACCGACACCAAAGACUGCUACCUGGCUGUCAUUGAGAACCAGGACACGGUGAGCUUGGACACUGUUUGUCGUCUGUACGAGGUCGGGAGACACAAACUGGCAGAAGAGGGAGACGACGAUGAUCAGGACGAGGAGGACCAGGACGAUGAUGACUCCUCAGACAGUGAUGAUGAUGAUGACGAUGACGAUGAUGAAGAUAUGGACACAGACCCGCUGAUACGGGAACUGGCCAAUAACAGCGACCCGGAAAACGAGGAGGGACCACAUACUCCUACAGACGAGGAGAUUGCAGAUCUUCUGGGCAGUAACAGUGACGGUGACGGUGACGGUGACGACUCCGUGGACUCGGAUCAAACAUUCAGAACUGAUAACAGAUCAGACUCCUCUGACUUCGAAAACUACUUACCACAACAGUCAGAUGAUGAGAGUCGGCUCCUUCAGGACCUCAGUGACGGUUGGUCCUCCUGACCGGAGACAUGAAGCUCUUCUGCCGACAACAAGAACCUCAACUCGGACUUUAUUUGCUCUUUUUAAAAAACAAACAUCAUAUUUUCUCAUUGAAUCAGGCUAGUCGAAUGUGAACUCAUUAAUGUCCUGGAGGACGACAGAAGACCGUCUCACUUUUAGAGACUCUGGACGGUGAUGAUGAAUAAAUAUUUCCCAAAGAUCAUUCAGAUGAAAACACUUUUCACGUCACUGUCUUUCUGCUUCAUUUCAACAGAAUUAUUCAUGAAGGUUUAAUGUUGCUCUUCAUGUUUUUGUCAUCUUUACAUACUACUUUUUUUUUUAGUCACCUCACAGUUGCAUUCACUGACCUACUAAAACAAACAGAAAACACAUGUUCAUAGCUGCCCUGCUGGUUUUCCUGCAGAUGAAUUACUCAGGUUUCAUAUAAAAUAUCACAAAACUUGAACUAAAAUGGCCAAACUUUGUGGAAGUCUGCACUCUUUAAUAGAUUGGUUUUUUUCUCAAAUAAUAAACCUAAAAGUUUUAUAUUCUGAUGCUAAUUAAGUAUUUCAGCAAUAAAAACAGCACAUUUUUGAUCCUCAACUACAGUUCAAACUUUGAGAAAAAUGUAAAUGUUUCAUAAAGACUUUUAUGAUAUGCAGAUAUUAAUAACAUCUUUGUUUCCAUGCACAUAAUAAAAAUACAGACUUCUGUGUUUUUUAAAAGAUUUAAAUCCCAAACAUCCCAAGCAGGUUUCUGCAGAACGGCCGUGUUGUUUUGGUCCCUUUUACCAUCAACACUGAUUAAUUUACCCCAAAACUCAUUAAACAAAACACAUUUAUAGGGUGAUAAUUUAGACGUGGCACUGUCAUAUAAUCCUUUAUAUUUAAGUUGUUUUGGACAGUUUUUCUUUGUUUAAUUUAAUUUAUUUUAGCUCCUCUUUAUAAAGGAAAGCAUAUUUUAGGGGUUAUUAGUUACUGCUUUUAUCUCGUGGAUCCUUCAGGCGGGUCUUUGUUUGGUGAAGCGGCAGCAUUAACAGAUGCAUCGUUCAAUUAUCACUGUGCUUUUUGUUAAAACAUCUAAAGACCUUUAAAGUCUGAGGACAGAAAACCUCUAGAGCUCAGUGAGUCACACUGUGGACGGAAAGAUAUCUUUUUGGUUAUUAGGUUUGUAGCAGCUGAUAUUGUUAAAUGUGAAACAGUGUUUCUCUUUCUCUGUGAGCUUAUCUCAUCACCGAACAGUCGACCUUUGACCCUCAGAGUCAUAAUAACACUUAUUGACUCUUUGAUCCCUCAAAUACGAGACGUGUUGGAGACUUUCAGACCAACUUCACACUAUUUUUAAAACUUUGCAAACAAUAUGAAAAAUAUUUCCCAAAGCUAUUAGCCGGGAUCGUGUCCACGGCUGUUUGGAGUGUUUUGAUUUAUUAAUUUAUUAUUAAUUGUUGUAUGAACUUAAAGGAACAGAUGUGAUGUUCUGAGACGAGCAGCUCUUUGUGAUGAAGGAGCUGAAGCUGUUGUCUGUUCUCCAUUCACAGUCGUCUUACCUCUCAGAGCACAGGUUGGGAAUUGUGUUUGUGUGAACCCGUUUACAAUCUGAAGUCACGCUUGAUGAUUAAAGAACAGUAAUAAUGAAUUUAAAAAGGAAUCACUAUUUCAUGCCACAGCAGCUUUUCAGAGCCUUAGAAUCUACAGUUUUAUAAUAGAUUGUAUUUGUAUAUAAAUCUGUUUAAAUUGUUGUACAUGGUUUGGUUCAGUUGAUGAGUUCUACUUUAAUAAUAAAAGACACUUCUCCC
Anoplopoma fimbria (sablefish) is the source of this 6867-nucleotide messenger RNA. Its product is annotated as DDB1- and CUL4-associated factor 1-like. Gene Ontology annotation, molecular function: nuclear estrogen receptor binding; histone H2AT120 kinase activity. NCBI's taxonomy places the organism in Eukaryota, Metazoa, Chordata, Actinopteri, Perciformes, Anoplopomatidae. Gene Ontology annotation, biological process: protein ubiquitination. Gene Ontology annotation, cellular component: nucleus; Cul4-RING E3 ubiquitin ligase complex. The record is from RefSeq and is a predicted model, not a curated record.